Bicyclus anynana (squinting bush brown) is the source of this 2535-nucleotide messenger RNA. RefSeq lists its product as uncharacterized. The record is from RefSeq and is a predicted model, not a curated record. The coding region runs from base 190 to 1971 and encodes 593 amino acids. NCBI's taxonomy places the organism in Eukaryota, Metazoa, Arthropoda, Insecta, Lepidoptera, Nymphalidae. The transcript has 3 exons.
UAACCGUCGUUAAGCACCUGCUGUGUUUAUUGCGAUUGCGAAGUUAAAGUUAUUGUGAAAUAAAAUUAUGAAUGAAAAGUUGUAAGUUAAUUGAAAAUUCUUCAUAAUAAUUGUAAAAAUAAAUGUUAUUUAUUAUUUUAUGUAACAACUUUGGUGAUAUACAGUUACCAUCUCCGUAAAUGUUAUGAAAUGGAAUCUGUGGACAAUAACAAAUUUGAAGUAACCUCAACUAAAAGAAAAGUCAAGACGGGUCCCAACGUGUACCUCAACCCAGCUCUAGACCUCCUAGCAAACGAGGACCCCAUGUGUAACACAGCCAUGGAAAUAACACCCAACAAGCGACGCAAGCGGACUAAAAGUGACAUUGCUGCAUUUGAAAAUACUGCUUUAGAUCUAGGUAUCAGCAAAGCUGCGGUCAAUGAGUUUCUUCAACGCGAACUUGAAAAUGUACGUAGAAACAUUAAACACUAUGAAACGCCUAUCAAAACUGAAAAAUGUGAUCAUUCAUUACCAGAUGCAGAACCAAUUUAUGCUAAUUUGACUGAUUUAAAUAUACAAACUACUAAUUUACCGGAAAAUGCCAGUUUAAAUGAACAAAGCAUUGUUUCAUCUGAAACCACUAACAUUGUAUCUACAAGUAAUAGUAUUAUUGAAAAUAUACAAGAAAAGACAAUUGUUGGUACUGAAAAUGAUGUAGUAAUGGUAGAAAAUGAAUUAGAAAUGGACUCAGGAAUCUCAGGAGUUGAACAGAAAUCGAUAAAUGCACACACUAGCGGUUUAGAAGCUAAUGACAUAUCAGCUAUAACAAACGCAACAACCAUACAAACAAAUAUUACAAACCAAAUUUUUAUGAAUAACAGUAAUUUGAAUUUAAGUUUCAUAGAUAGAUUAGCUAUAGAAUCGCCAUCAACCUCAAAUCAAUCCUAUUAUUUCGAUGAUGAUCUAAACGAGAGUAAUAUAAUGGAAAUAAAAACAAUAACAAUUAUAACCAAAAAGAAACUUGUCCCUAAUAAGAAAAAUACUAACCCGUUUUUAAACCCUAAUCUAAAUGUCGAAGAUGUACCUACAACUGAGAAUCCAUUUCUUGACAAUCAAGAGUUGACAAAACCUGAAUUGGAAUACAAUAUUGAAGCCACAAACAGACCUUUAGAUAACCUUGGAACAGUUAAUAAUCUAGUACCUAGGAAGUUAUUUAUCAAUGAUACUAAUAGUACAAUAUCGACUGUGAAUGAAUCAGUCUCAAAUACAGGUCCUGAGUAUGAAAAUAUAGAUAGCUAUAGAUCUGAAAGUCCCAUAUACGAAAAUAUAGGCGAAGACCUACCCGAUGAAGUGUUCAACAAACAAAGUAAACUCUUAGGAUGUGAUGUAUCGCGGUUCAGUGCUGUAGACAUCCUGAAUUUGAACAAAAACUGUCAAAUUAACAAUUCCAACGAAUCGACGGAAAGUAAAAAAGAUUUGAAACACUCGAUAUUCAAAGCUAGCAACAAACUGUCAAAGAAAGUUUUCAAGACGUUAAAAAAGAAAUUCAAAGGAGAGAAAGUUGAACCCAAUGUAACUUUGAACCCUUAUGAAGUGCCAAGAAAACAGCCGAAGGAGAAGAAUACCAAGAAAAAUGAUUCCGGAAUAGAAAACCCAGCGUUGAAAUUGGAUAAUUCAGAUGAAAUUGAAAUCGAAGAAAUAGAUGACGAGCAUGAAUACGAAACUAUCAAAACUGUACGGAACACGCGUUUGAAUACAAACGUUACUCCGCUGAAAGAGAGGGUAGUUGACAAUUUUGACAUUUCAAAUAAAAGUUACACUCCAGGUAAAAAGGUUAGAUUCGAUUCGACUUUGAACAGGCAAAAGAUUAUAACUGGGAACAGUUUCGAUUGUGACAUCCAAAGUCCGGGGUUUGAUGCCAAAAUCGAUAAUUAUCACGAUGAAUUAGAGAACUGUAUGAAUGAGAGAAAGUUUUUACAGCAAAACAUGUGAAUAUUUUCUUAUAACUACUAUUGGCAAAUUCGUUCGUAACACUCCCGAUAGUCCGCGCGGGCCGGGGGAUGUGUAGCGAUGAAUGAAAAACCCACGACUGAUGCACUUCACUUCGCCGCACGCACCAUUUCACACCCGCGCAGUUUUUCCCCCCGUCGCCCGCAUAUCAUGAAAGUGUCAUCAACGAAGUUGCCAAGCUUUACCACAUACUUAUGAGUAUUUUGAUUAUUUUUUUCAACUUGAAUUUUGUACAUAACAGAUGCCUAUAAUUAUUAAGGAACUCCAUAAUUUAUAUAUUUUUAAGACUGUUUUUAGAAUUAAAUCUAGUACUUAUUAUCUUAUUGUUAAGUUGCACAGAUAGAAUUAUUGUGAUUAUUUGACGAAAUCCAAAGCCUAAGUUGUCCAAAGAAUGCAAUUGUUUUAGGCGUUAUACAAAGGUCUAAUUGUAAUACCUACUAAAAUGUGAUUGCCGAAAAAUUACUAAAAUGUACCCACCAUUUCUUAUUUAUUCAUUGUGAUACAUAAUGUACUUAAUCUUGCCAAAUAAAUGCACUAGUAUUAAUA